CUUCACCUUUCAACGAGACCGCCUCCCCAUGUUUCGGCAUUGAACGACCCUUGCGACAGCCAUUCCUCAGAACUAACAGACGAAAAAACGACGCUUCCAUGCAUAUGGAUGUCCGUAUUAACGACACUGAAAUUACUCAGCCGAGACUGCUGCCAGGCUCAGUGACAUUGGGACUGCUCGUACCAUCGAGAAUAAGAAAGCAACGAUUGGAUGAGAAGUUGACUGAAUCUGAGGGAUAGACAGGAUACAGGAAACAGGGGAAUGAACCAGGAUCGCCAAUUACACGACUGGUCACUUCACCCUCUCACCACCGACUAUUUCUCUCUUCAGGAGGACGGUCAAGUGACAUGAAUUCCAGCCGCGUAUAUAAGCACUCGAACCACACUGAAACCAUAACCAUUCAUCGGUAUCUAACUCCACGACAUGAAGAAACGUGCCUUGCAACAAGUCUUACUGGCGACGCUGGUAGGAGUCGCACUAGCAGAGCCCUCUCUUUCCGGCCAAAAAAUGAGUGCACCUAUCAUUGACCUCGGUUAUGCUCGAUAUCAAGGUGUUUUUGAUGCACACAAUAAUCUGACGAACUUUCGUGGAAUACGAUAUGCUGCUGCGCCUACUGGCAAGAAUCGAUGGAGGGCACCACAAGCACCCCCAAAUACCAGUGGUGUUCAGCUUGCCAACGCCAAUCCGCUGAUGUGCCUCCAAGCUCCAACUGGCGCUGCUUCCACAAAUCCCUACUCGAGCAUCCCCCACUCGGCGAUCUCCCAAUUGAAGGUCCAGACACGUCAAACACCGGGAACGGGCGAGGACUGCUUGUUUUUGAAUGUCGCGUUUCCGGGUACAAAACCUCCGUCGGAAGGUUUACCCACGGUGGUAUGGAUCCAUGGCGGAGGGUACAUUUCUGGAAGCUUGGGAGCGUUUCAACUAGGGGACAUCGUCCGAGAAUCUAAACAAGGAGUGGUUGUUGUCGCUAUGCAGUAUCGGCUGGGUCUCUUCGGCUUUCUUUCAGGGAACAAGGUCAAGGAGAACGGUGAUCUCAAUGCCGGGUUGCUCGAUCAACACUUUGCUCUUCGCUGGGUCCAUGAGCAUAUCUCAAAAUUCGGGGGUGACCCAAACAAAGUUACGAUUUGGGGAGGGUCUGCAGGAGCCGGGUCCGUUUUACAGCACGUCAUCGCUGAAGACGGGAAGACUACCCCAGAGCUAUUUAGAGCUGCCAUCACGAGUUCCACCUUCUUGCCUUCACAGUACAAGUUCAAUGACCCAAUCCCUGAGGCGAUAUACCACAAAGUGGUUUCUCAGACAAUAUGUUCUAAAUCCUCUGACACACUUGCAUGCCUGAGAGCUGUGAAUGUUCAAGUUCUCGAACAAGCGAACAAGAACAUCGGUUAUGCUUCAUUCUUUGGCACAUUUUCCUUCGGACCUGUGGUCGACGGAACAUUUAUUAAGCAGAGUGCAACCAAGGCCUUAAAACAGAGGAAAGUCAACGGGCAAGCGCUUUUGGCUGUGACAAACACAAACGAAGGGCCGGUCUUCGUGGAUCAACACGCACAUGCAAAUGUCACGCACUUUGCGAGUCAACUCUUCCCAAACUUUGGACCUCGGCAGGAGGUUGCAGUUACUCGGCAGUAUAACGGGCUGGGGUCACAGUUGAAUCAACAGAACCUUGUCAUGGGUGAAUCGAUCUUCGUAUGCCCGACAUACUACCUCCUGAAUGCAUUCCCAGACCGAUCGUUCAAGCUUAUCACGCCCAGGACCACAGCUACUUCUUUACUGGCGGUAAACCAACCCCUUUCAACAAUGUUGAUUUCGUGAAAGCUUUCUCUCAAUCCUUCCUGUCAUUCGCGAUAUCUCUCGAUCCGAACGUGAAAUUUGAUAAUUCAAACGUCACGCCGAAGUGGGGGUUAUACAAUGAGGGAGCAACUGAGAUGGUGUUCAACCGGUCUGGUAACGCUGCAGAUGUGCAUACGGUGACGACGGAUUCUGGACUUCUCAGGAGAUGCUGUUUCUGGGAGACUCUAGGUGCUUUAACUCCUCAAUGAGAGACUUAUACUUGGUUUUUUUUUUUUCGCUACUGAUUAGUGAGAUAUCCUGAACAAGGUGUCGUGGAUAAUGUUUAGCCAGUACAAGUUCACAAAACAUUUGCUUGAAAACACAAACACUCCAAAGUACG
Molecule: messenger RNA, 2167 nt
Organism: Marasmius oreades (fairy-ring Marasmius)
Lineage: Eukaryota; Fungi; Basidiomycota; Agaricomycetes; Agaricales; Marasmiaceae
Exons: 16
Coding region: 424-1809 (461 amino acids)
Molecular function (GO): hydrolase activity
Source: RefSeq, a predicted model, not a curated record